Messenger RNA from Helianthus annuus (common sunflower), 1627 nucleotides. RefSeq names its product dnaJ protein homolog. The transcript is spliced from 7 exons. The record is from RefSeq and is a predicted model, not a curated record. Gene Ontology annotation, cellular component: cytosol; cytoplasm. NCBI's taxonomy places the organism in Eukaryota, Viridiplantae, Streptophyta, Magnoliopsida, Asterales, Asteraceae. Gene Ontology annotation, biological process: response to heat; protein refolding. Gene Ontology annotation, molecular function: Hsp70 protein binding; ATP binding. Bases 181 to 1446 code for a protein of 421 amino acids.
AUUCUAGAUCCUUCUUCACCAUCAACAAACCAAAGCAUCUCGACCGUCCAUAUUCCUCCUCAAUUAAUAUCACACCUCCAUCUCAUUAUUCCAAACCCUCUUUUCACCCAAACAACAACCAAGUCAAGUCUUCCCCCUCGCGAUCUACUUCUUCGUCGAUCGAAGAAGAAGGAAUACAGGAUGUUUGGAAGAGCACCGAAGAAGAGCGAUAACACCAAGUAUUACGAGAUCCUCGGGGUUCCGAAAACCGCUUCUCAGGAUGAUCUGAAAAAGGCGUAUCGGAAAGCUGCUAUUAAGAAUCAUCCUGAUAAAGGUGGAGAUCCUGAGAAGUUUAAAGAGCUUGCCCAAGCAUAUGAGGUACUGAGUGACCCAGAGAAGCGUGAGAUAUACGAUCAGUACGGUGAGGAUGCCUUGAAGGAAGGAAUGGGCGGUGGAGGCGGUGGUCAUGACCCCUUUGACAUCUUCCAGUCUUUCUUUGGUGGUGGUAGUCCGUUUGGUGGUGGUGGUGGCGGUAGCAGCAGGGGACGAAGACAACGAAGGGGAGAAGACGUUGUUCAUCCUCUCAAAGUCUCUCUUGAGGAUCUCUAUAACGGAACUUCCAAGAAGCUCUCUCUUUCACGCAAUGUAAUCUGCUCUAAGUGUAAAGGCAAGGGUUCAAAGUCCGGUGCUUCAAUGAAAUGUGCUGGCUGUCAAGGUUCCGGAAUGAAGGUUUCCAUCAGACAUCUUGGACCGUCUAUGAUCCAGCAAAUGCAGCAUCCUUGUAACGAAUGCAAGGGUACCGGUGAAACUAUCAACGACAAGGAUCGAUGCACACAGUGCAAGGGUGAGAAAGUUGUGCAGGAGAAGAAGGUACUCGAAGUACACGUCGAGAAGGGCAUGCAGAACGGACAGAAGAUUACGUUCCCCGGAGAGGCUGAUGAAGCUCCUGACACGGUUACUGGUGAUAUUGUGUUUGUGUUGCAACAAAAGGAGCACCCUAAGUUUAAGCGAAAGGGUGAUGACAUAUUUGUCGAGCACACGUUGAGUUUGACAGAGGCCCUAUGUGGGUUCCAGUUUAUCUUAACCCAUUUGGAUAACCGACAGCUUCUCAUCAAAUCUCAACCCGGAGAGGUUGUCAAGCCAGAUUCAUUCAAGGCGAUAAACGAUGAAGGAAUGCCGAUGUACCAGAGGCCGUUUAUGAAGGGGAAGCUGUACAUCCACUUCACAGUGGAAUUCCCGGAGUCAUUGUCGCCUGAGCAGUGCAAGGCGUUGGAGGCGGUGCUGCCACCAAAGCCUUCAAUGCAGAUGACAGACAUGGAGCUCGACGAAUGUGAGGAGACGACUCUGCAUGACGUCAAUAUCGAAGAGGAGAUGAGAAGGAAGCAACAAGCGGCUCAAGAAGCUUAUGAUGAAGACGAUGAAGACAUGCAUGGAGGAGCCCAGAGGGUACAAUGUGCACAACAGUAAUUGAAUCAUGGUUAACUGGUUAAGGAUUGGUUUGAUUUUGUCUGGGCAUUAUGUUAGACAAUAAUGUCAAGUGUAAUACCUAUAAUGUUAAAUUUGUCUGUUUUGAGAACCUUUGUGUAUGGAUGAUCCACUAAUUUUCAGAACGUUGUUUGAGAAACUCAAAAAGGUUUUUCAUAUUUCA